Anopheles nili is the source of this 1989-nucleotide messenger RNA. RefSeq names its product nose resistant to fluoxetine protein 6-like. The transcript is spliced from 3 exons. Bases 1 to 1989 code for a protein of 662 amino acids. Gene Ontology annotation, molecular function: acyltransferase activity, transferring groups other than amino-acyl groups. NCBI's taxonomy places the organism in Eukaryota, Metazoa, Arthropoda, Insecta, Diptera, Culicidae. The record is from RefSeq and is a predicted model, not a curated record.
AUGGCGUUCUCCGUCCGAACCGGGCUGGCACUCGCGUUCACGAUCUUCAUCGUUAGUGUGCUGCCCUGUGGUGAUGCGCAACUUGCAAUUUUGAACCAGAUUCCGUACGGUCUGCUGGAGCAUCUGAAGCAGGUACCGCAGCGAUGGAACGCGACGUCACCUUCCGACUAUGCGUGUCUCAACCAACUGGAUGUGUUCGCGCGUUCCUUCGACGCCGGUGAACCGUGGGCAAUAAGUAUGUUUGACUCGUGGGGUAAGCAUCCGGCCGGAGUGCUGUUCGGGAGCAUGUUCGCGUUCGGUAACUUCGAUCAGUGCCGCCGACUGGUGCACCAGACGACUCUGGCUCCUGGGGAAAUCCGUGGCCAACAUUGCACUCUGUACAUUGACCUAAGCCGGGUCGGAUUUCCCGUGCCUGCUCCACUGCAGUAUGGCGUCUGCAUGCCGGAUGUCUGCGAGCCGCAACUGGUGGCGCAACUCACCAACGCCUACUUCGCGCCCAACCAGAUGUUCGUUGGAAAUGGACCACUGUUGGAGCAGUUUUGCUAUCGCGACGAAGACAGAUCCUAUCCUGCCAUCACGAUCGUUGCGAUUGUGCUCUUCUCGACGUACGGUGCAGUGCUGCUGCUUGCCACGCUGGUAGAGUUUGCCUUCAUGUACCACGGCCAAUCCACGCCGGCUCUCGUGAAACGCUUCUCCGCCUACACGAAUGUAGGCCACAUCUUCCGGAUCGUGCCCAGGGUGGAGUCCGGCAAGGGCGCAGUGCUCGACUGCGUGAACGGCAUCCGGGCGCUAUCGAUGUUGUGGAUCAUCGUGAAUCACGUGCACGACUCAGCGUAUGGUAUACCGACGGUCAACGCGCCCGUCCGACAGGACUACGCCGAGAGCUACUUCGGAGCGUUGUUCCACCGGUUGGGUGGUAAAGCCGUCGACAUCUUUCUCAUGCUCAGCGGGAUGCUUGUGGCGAUGAAGAUGCUGCGGGAACUGGAACGAACAAAACGUCUGAACGUGUGGGAACUCUGGUUACACCGGCUGGUUCGAUUGACACCCGCCUAUGCCGCACUGAUCAUGUUCGGUAUCGCGUUCGUUGAAGAAGUUGGCGAAGGUCUGCUGCACAAGCUGGUCGCUGAUGAGCUCCUGACAUCCUGCCGCAAGAGCUGGUGGUCUGCGCUGCUGUACGUGCAGAACUACGUCCACCAUUCGUCCAUGUGCUUCGUGCACACGUGGUACCUGUCGGUGGACAUGCAGCUGUACCUUGUGGCACCGUUGCUGACAUACCUUCUAUGGCGCUAUGGACGGCGCUUCGUUCCGGUCAUCGUAACGCUGGCGCUGCUCUCGAUUGCUUGCGUAUUUGCGACGUUCAUGGUGAACGAGUACCGGCUAAACCGAUCGGCACCACGUGGUGAUGGAUUGCUGGCACGCAAGACCUACCAUCCGACACACGCGCGCAUGUCCGUGUGGCUAUUCGGGGUCCUGUUCGGGUAUCUGCUGCAUCACACCCGCGAGGAACGCGUCAAACUGUCCAAACCGAUCCUGGCCCUUGGCUGGUUGGGAACGGCCGCAAUCCUUGUGGCUACGGGCUAUUCGCUGAAGCAACUCUACACUGGCGACUACAGGCGUAUCGAACCGGUCGCGGAUGCGUUCUACGAGUCGCUGCACCGCUCCUUCUGGGCGUUUGCCGUCAUGUGGGUUGUGUUCGUGUGCAUCAACGGGCAGGGUGGUGUCAUCGAUCGGUUCCUUGGGUCUCCGCUGUGGCAACCACUCUCGCGGUUGUCCUACUCCAUGUACCUGUUGCACAUCGCCAUCCAAGCCAUCACGUUCACGCAAGCGAUCCGCUUUCCGGUGGAGUUUUCAGUGGUGAAUCUGUUUUACACAUCGUUUGGGUUGGCCGGUAUCAGCGCUUUCUUCGCGACAGUAUGGGCCAUCGCGUUCGAGUACCCGUUCUUCGGAUUGGAACAGUACAUCUUCAAACGGAAGCGCGCCUCCGAUUGA